UUUCAUAGUAGACAUAAUAUCUGGCACACUACUAAUCAAAAACAGAUUAAAGACCCCUAGGGGACCACGCGUCUCUGGAGAUAUAACUUGAACUUAAUGAAAUGCACUAACAGUCGCUAUUUUUUCAUCGGGGUUGAGAUGAGGAUGCGGGGGUUUGGGCCCCUCUCCCCUCUCGUGCAGGAUUCAGCCUCCAGCUCCUCCUCUGAUGCAUCGUUUGCAUCAGUACUUGGGAACACUUGUCCGCGCGCUGCUGUACCUCCCCACAGUGCAUUCACGGACUCCACUUCGCCAGGUGAUGACAGACAAACGCUCAAGAGUGAACAUGAUGUGUUUCUAACAGCUAGCUUGAAGUCGGAAUUAACGUAGAAUGGAGACGCGCCUCGGUCACUGUCUUUUUCUAAUUUUCUCUGAGUGGAUUUGUCUCUUCACCCUAACUUCCAUCCUGGGCGGAACAAAAGCGGAGGUAAGGUGCAUUCCCUCGUGCCAGCUGCCGCUCAUCAGAGCUUUUCCCCGGGAAGUCUCGGCGCUGGAUUUGACGCAUUUUGGCGAGGAACCAGCUGAUGAAUUUAUUGGAUUUACCGAGGGGUCACCGGGCGCAAAAUCCAUCACCGGAGAGGACGAAAAGCUCAACGUUGCGGAAUUACCCGCGAGCGAAGAAAGUUCGUCUAAAGUACAGCAACCUUUGGGGGGGAAUAACACAAGUUGCCUCCAGAAGGACGCGCUAAACGGUCAGCAGAAACUUUCCCACCCGAAAGUGUUUCCUCAAAGUGAUUUACCUGCGGCUGUCCCCUCUCCCAGUGACGGUAACUUCACCGAAAAUAGCAGCAGCAGUGAUGGAAAGAAUGACAGCUUUUACGGGGAAAAUGGGGCACAGGUCGAUGUGACGGUGAAUGAGGACGAGGAUGUGGCCAGUUGGAGACGAACGCGAAGUGCGAGGAGCGCAGAGACUUGGUCCGGUUUCAGACCCGAGGGCGGGGAGGAUGCUUCGUUUGCGGACCAGGAGGAGUUUCAGCUGACAAGUUCGACAUUUGCUCUCACCGGGGACACGGCUCAUAACCAGGCGAUGGUGCACUGGUCCGGACAGAACAGUAGCGUGAUCCUCAUGUUGACAAAAUACUAUGACUUCAACUCCGGCAGAGUAACGGAGAGUUCUUUAUGGAGGUCAACUGAUUAUGGGACCACAUAUGAGAAACUUAAUGAGAAAGUUGGGCCAAAAACCAUACUGAGCUACUUGUACGUGAGUCCAAACAACAAGAAGAAGAUCAUGUUACUGACUGACCCAGAGGUGGAGAGCAGCCUGCUCAUUAGCCUUGACGAGGGGGCGUCCUAUCAGAAACACAGCUUAGCGUUUGAUAUCCUCAGCCUGCUUUUUCACCCCGAGCAGGAGGACUGGAUCUUGGCUUACAGCCACGACCAAAAGCUGUAUGUCUCUGUUGAGUUUGGGAGGAGAUGGCAGCUUGUGCAUGACAGCGUCGUCCCCAACAGAUUCUACUGGUCCAGACUGGGUUUAGACAAAGAGCAAGGGAUGAUCCACCUGGAGAUCAGCGUCACUGAUGGACGGUCACAGUACAUAACUUGUAAACUUCAGAAUUGCUCUGAUGGAAACAAGGGCAAGCCUUUCCCUGGAUUUAUCAUCCCUGAUUCCCUGGUGGUUCAGGAUGAAUACGUUUUCAUCCAGGUGCCAGUAGGUGGCCAAUCUGUCCAUUAUGUGUCCUAUAAAAGAAAUGCUUUCUACCCAAUGAAGCUUCCCAAGUACACUCUGCCAAAGGACUUGCAGAUAAUCAGCACGGAUGAUAACCAGGUGGUGGCAGCGAUUCAGGACUGGCACCAGAAUGACUCUUACAACCUGUACAUGUCUGAGUCCAGAGGGCUGUUCUUCACCCUGAUGCUGGAGAAUGUUGUGAGCAGUGGAGGACCAGAGGGCAACAUCAUGAUAGACCUCUAUGAGGUUGCCGGGAUUAAAGGGGUGUUCCUGUCAAAUAAAGUUGUUGAGAACCAAGUGAAAACUUAUAUCACAUACAACAAAGGGAGAGACUGGCGUCUUCUACAGGCUCCAACAACCGAUCUCCAAGGAAACAAGGUCUAUUGUGAACAGCCGUACUGUUCGCUGCAUCUGCACCUUCAUGUGUCUGAGAAUCCUUACACCUCGGGAAACAUUGUCAGCAAAGAUUCAGCUCCAGGAAUUAUAAUAGCGUCAGGUGUGGUUGGACCAGAACUGACCAGUACUAAUGUCAGCAUUUUCAUCACAUCUGAUGCUGGAAACACCUGGAAAGAGGCUUUUCAGGAAGAGUACAGUGUGUUUUUCCUGAAUCAAGGAGGAUCUCUGGUGGCCAUCCGACACACACCUCUGCCAAUUAGACACAUUUGGCUGAGUUUCGAUGAGGGCAGAAACUGGGACAAAUAUAGCUUCACCUCCUCUCCGCUCUACGUUGAUGGGGUGCUUGGGGAGCCUGGAGAGGACACCCUCAUAAUGACAAUAUUUGGUCACUUCAGUCAUCGAUCUGAGUGGCAACUUGUCAAGAUUGACUUCCGGUCUAUUUUUCAACAUCGCUGCACAUCUGAAGAUUACCUGACGUGGCAGUUACACAAUGAGGGAGAAGUGUGCAUCAUGGGAAUGAAGCGAAUCUUCCAAAAACUGAAAGCAAAUGUUCAAUGUGUCAAGGCCAGAGAUCAGUAUAUUUCCCAGAUGUCAGACUCCUGCCUGUGCACAGAGGCAGAUUUUGAGUGCGACUAUGGAUUUGAGAGGCAGAUUGAUGGGAGCUGCAUUCCGGCUUUCUGGUUUGUUCCUUCAGCAACAUCGAGAGACUGCAUCACGGGGGACAGCUUCCUCAACACGACAGGAUAUCGUAGGGCUUUGUUUAACAACUGCACUGAGGGAACUCUGUUGCAGUACAGCCCCAGACGACAGAAGUGUCCCAGUCAGGUCCCUAGGGGCCUCCAGCUCUUCACCAGUGAGGGAACACUGGUAGCAACACUGGGGAAGAAUGUCACCUUCUUGGUCUUUCUGGAAGAGGGUCUCAGCUCCACGACGAGUAUAACAGUGGACUUCGGUGACGGCACCGCUAUAUCCUAUGUUAACAUAAGCUCCAUCGAUGACGGGGUCAAGCAUAUCUACAGUAAAGUUGGCAUCUACCAAGUGUCUGCUACAGCAACCAACACUCUGGGCUUUGACAGGGUGAUACUCUACCUCCACGUCUCCUGUCAACUUGAACAGGUCCAGCUCUCAGCUCCGUCAGUGGUCAUCAAGAACAAAGCAGUAAACCUGACAACAGUGUUACGCCCCAGCAAUGUGGGAACAGUCACCUACUACUGGUGGUUUGAUAACAAAACAGAGCCUGUAGUGACCCUGGAAGGAGGGAUGUCCUUCACCUUCUCCAAGGAGGGAAGUCACACUGUCACUGUCCAGGCUUCAGUCGGCAAUACUGUGCACCAGGACCAAAUGACUGUUGCAGUUUAUGAUUAUUUCCGGUCGCAUGUUUUGGCCUUUUCUUCUAAUUUGGAUGAGCUGAACCCCGGGGUGUCUGAGUGGAGAGAGGACAUCGGGAGAGUGGUGAAGAGCUCUAUGGUUCAGGUCACAGGUAUCAGUGAAGAUCAGCUCCUGGUCACAGUGCUUCCAGGUUUACCAACCACAGCGGAGAUUUUCAUUGUGCCUGAGAGGACGUCAAGAGAUCGAGCCAUGGAUGAAAAGUGGGCACACCUGGAUCAGCUUUCUCAGGUUCUGCUAAGUGCUCUGAACCAAGACCUCAUCCAGUUCACACUCAGACCGGGAGUGCAGGUGAAUGUGUACGCCACGCGGCUGUCUCCAGCUCCUCUUGUGGACAGCAGUGAUAGUGGUCACAGCAGCACUGCAGUCAUCAUGCUUGUGUCAGUCGUACUGAUGGGCUUGGCUGUCUUUGUAAUAUAUAAAUUUAAAAGGAAGAUCCCAGGCAUCAACACAUAUACAGCGGAGCAACCUGACAAAGAACAAGAGGUCAUCCCGACAGUGACCUCCAUAGCCGUCCCAAACCCUGAGGGGGAUAAGCUGACCUCGCUGGAUCAUGUGGAUGUACAGUUAGACUCAAAAAGCAGAGGCUACCUGCCAUCUCACACAGACAUCAAGCUCUCUGAUGAAGCGCCCCAUGUGUUUUAAUGUUGAGAGUCUAUGACCGACUCGAAAGCAAUACAUCUUCUUUGGCAGUUACUUCCAGCAAGCUAUGAAACCACGGUCACAAUGAAUGGUCUCGAGUGUUUUGCUACCCAUGCAUGGAUGGACCAGUUCACACUGUGCUGCCUAAUCCCUCUGAGGAGACUGUACAGAUUUAUACUUGCUUCUUGAAAAGGGACACUUUUUGACUGAAAAUACUUGUAUUUUUGCAAGGACAUUGAUCUUUUUAUGUAAAUAAUGUACAUCCAUAAUGGAAAAGUAAAAGUUAUUUGUCUCAGCUGGUUACAGCUGCGUCUGCUCAAAUAUGAAAAUAUCAAACAGCAGAACAGAAGUGAUGUAUAAUAAUAUCUCCAAAUAUGCUCAUAUUUCUGUUCUUCGGGCUUGUGUUUGUGAAGUUGAGUUUGUUUAACUAUGUGGAAAUAGCUUAUCUGAGUAAGACAGUGAGGGAACCAGAUUCAUUAAGCUCUGUACAAUCAGUAAAUCUUAUCAGAAGAUUCUCAUCAAAUGAAAGCUUGCAAUAUCCAGGAGAUGAAGGAUGGCUCCGAGUCCCAGAUCUGUGUAUUCCAUCAAGCCUGUCUCUUUGUCGCUCAAAAUGUUAUAUAUGUCAUAGCAAAAAUAAGAGCAGAAGAUCAAAAUGGAUAUACUAGAUAGGUAUAUAUGAGAACUCCCUCUUGUUUGUGCAACAGAAAUCCCUGUUGCUUAGGGGACUUGAGUUGUUUUAGUGGCACUGGAAUGAUAAAUGUUAAACCUACUCUAAAACAGAUUAUACACAAAUCUUCUGUCUCAUGUAAAUCAUGCAUAUGGAUUAUUGUUGCAGCAGAAAUCUUAUAUUUGAUUGUUUUCAGUUCGACUGUUAAACAAUGCAGUGACUUUUAAACUUUUCAAACACAUUUUUUUUUGUUGUUGUUGCCAGGAGCAUUCCUUGUGAAUUCUGGUUUCUACAAAGAGAACAAAAUGUAAAUUUUCUGAAUAAUUCCCGUGUUAACGACAGUGCAGCAAACACUUGCUGUAAUGCAGUAAAAAAGUACUACAGUGCCACAUCCAUAUGUUAAAUAAUUACUUAUUAGUUCAAGAUUUAUUAGCUAUUCUUUUGACGCAGAUACCAGAUUUACCACCACAAAGUUAAGACUCCUUGACACAGAUAGAAAUUUGUUUUGUUGCUUUUCUUUGAACUGAUCUCACUGGGAAGGUUGGGCUGCCUUGUUAAAGGAUCUAUCACAACACUGAAACUGUAACCGAUUUGAAUGGAAACAUGUUCUUUAUUCAGGUUGUUUUAAAUGUACCUUUUAUUUACGCUGGACUGUUUAUCUACCGUGACGAUGUCAACAUCAACACAUGGCAUUUUCCCUCAGUUUACAUUAAUGCAGAGGAGCCUGCAGUUUAUUCUAGGUUUGCCCCCAAGGACUCAGCGGACAAAAGGCUGCAAAUUUGUUCAUCUCUCUAGCUGCGAGGGACACAGAGAUAGAGAAGACGUAUCUCCUGUCAACAAGGCUCAGCCUACGCACAGAGCUUUGGUCAGCUGCUGUCUCUUUGGUAUAAGUACUGAAGUUCUUCUUCAUCAAACUUUUCUUUUUAAGUGUUGUCAGCAUCGUAUGUCAGCGGGACAAAUUGACUAGAGGCUUCUCCAUACUUCCUCCCUCCAAUGCUCCGAUUGAGCCUGAAGCAUAAAUAACUCGUCAUCAGAUGAAUGCUCUCUCCGCACCGAUAUCAGUGAAGUUUUAUUUUGUGCUUGUAAUUUACUUAACAGAUUUUUGUUAAGCCCCAAUAAUCAACCUGUGAAUACAAUUGUGAACAUA
Messenger RNA from Thunnus maccoyii (southern bluefin tuna), 5940 nucleotides. Its product is annotated as VPS10 domain-containing receptor SorCS1-like. Gene Ontology annotation, biological process: post-Golgi vesicle-mediated transport. The transcript has 27 exons. Gene Ontology annotation, molecular function: protein binding. The record is from RefSeq and is a predicted model, not a curated record. Gene Ontology annotation, cellular component: Golgi apparatus; membrane. Lineage: Eukaryota; Metazoa; Chordata; Actinopteri; Scombriformes; Scombridae. Bases 368 to 4129 code for a protein of 1253 amino acids.